AGACAAAGUGACAGAGGGAGAGAGAGAAAACAGAAAAGAAAAUAGUAGAACAAGUACAUUGAUAGAAGCUAAGCCAAAGAUCUCUGCUAGCAACUGCUAACAGAAGACACAGUGAGACAGAGUUAAAGAGAGAAAGAAAUAUAAAGAUUUCGUGCUGUGUGGUAUUCACUUUGUAUUCUCGGUUUCUUAAAGACUAGCAUCAACGGUUGCUCUCUGUACUGCAAAAGUACCUCUCUCCCUAAUUCACUCUUUCAGGUGCUCCUUUUUUGUCAGAUCCCGCUUCUCAAAGCCCAGGAAUCAAGCUUCAAGAACCAACUACCUUGGCUCACUCUUCCUUCGUUGUAUCCAACUCAAAGUUUCCCUUUUGAGAUAGUGGCACUAUUUUCUUUAUUAGGUUCUUUCUGUGUGUUGCCUAUUCCUACGGAUAAAGCCACAUUUAAUAAGUUGUUUAGGUGAGCGAGUGAGAGAGAGAGAGAUAAGAUUGUGUGACAAUUAAGGCACUGACUGACAAUAUUGGAAUUGUGUGUGACUUUUACGAGUCCAAUGCACUACAACUCUACACAGAUUGUAACUUACUUGGCAAAGCUGUAACAGACGGCCAAGCCAAUAAAAGAGUCGUAGUUCUAUUACCCUUCACUCAUUUUUGUUUCUUCAAAAGGCGAAAAAACGAGAUAAAGCCCAAUUUCUAUGCUGCUCGAGCAGUUAAAGAAGGCAGCUGAUUGCGGACUGUCACACAUUUGUCAUUAAAGUGUUGCUGGCUCACUCUUCUUUUCACAGUAUAAAUUACCUACUAGUUGUGACUGACCUCUCAAGCACAAAGCCACAAAGACUGAGAUUUGGGAUCUAUUUGUUGAGUCUGUAAAAAAUGUUGCCUCAGAAGCAAGCAGAGGAAGCCAUGGUCUCAAGCUCCAACUUGACUCAACAUGAUGACAGGGACGAAGAGAUGCCAAAUGAGUCUGGUUUGGGGCUCAAAAGCCUUCUCUGGCAUGGUGGUUCUGUCUAUGAUGCCUGGUUCAGCUGUGCAUCCAAUCAAGUUGCUCAGGUUCUGUUAACACUGCCAUACUCUUUCUCUCAAAUGGGUAUGCUUUCAGGGAUUUUACUGCAAAUCUUCUAUGGUAUGAUGGGAAGCUGGACUGCUUACCUGAUCAGUAUCCUAUACGUUGAGUACCGGAGCCGAAAGGAAAAAGAGAAUGUCAGCUUCAAGAACCAUGUUAUCCAGUGGUUUGAAGUGCUUGAUGGUUUAUUGGGUCCGUACUGGAAAGCCGUUGGGUUGGCCUUCAACUGUACCUUUCUCCUAUUUGGUUCUGUUAUUCAGCUUAUAGCUUGUGCAAGUAACAUAUACUACAUAGAUGACCAUUUAGACAAGAGGACAUGGACUUAUAUCUUUGGAGCCUGCUGUGCCACCACAGUGUUCAUACCCUCAUUCCACAACUACAGGAUUUGGUCCUUUCUUGGGCUUGGAAUGACCACCUAUACAGCUUGGUAUAUCACUGUUGCAGCCCUUGCUAAUGGCCAGGUUGAGGGUGUAACACACUCUGGCCCAAAAAAGUUGGUUUUGUAUUUCACAGGCGCUACCAAUAUACUGUACACUUUCGGCGGGCACGCCGUCACUGUGGAAAUCAUGCAUGCAAUGUGGAAGCCUCAGAAAUUCAAGUACAUAUAUCUCAUUGCCACUCUCUAUGUAUUCACCCUUACUCUUCCAUCUUCUGCUGCUAUGUAUUGGGCCUAUGGUGACCAACUCCUCACCCAUGCCAACGCCUUCGCUCUCCUUCCCCGGAAUGCAUGGCGUGAUGCUGCAGUCAUUUUGAUGCUCAUUCACCAGUUCAUAACAUUUGGGUUCGCUUGUACGCCAUUGUAUUUCGUGUGGGAGAAAGUUAUAGGAAUGCAUGACACAAAGAGCAUAUUUUUGAGAGCACUGGUGCGGUUGCCUGUGGUGAUACCAAUAUGGUUCUUGGCCAUUAUAUUUCCUUUCUUUGGUCCAAUUAACUCGGCUGUGGGGGCUCUUUUGGUCAGCUUCACCGUCUACAUCAUCCCCUCUUUAGCACAUAUGUUAACUUUCAGAUCUGCCUCAGCCAGACAGAAUGCGGCUGAGAAGCUUCCAUUUUUCCUCCCUAGCUGGACGGCCGUGUAUGUGGUGAACACAUUUAUAGUGAUAUGGGUGCUGGUAAUUGGCUUUGGAUUUGGAGGAUGGGCUAGCGUGACCAAUUUCAUCAGGCAGGUUGACACUUUUGGACUCUUUGCCAAGUGCUAUCAGUGCCCCGUCCGAGCCCCAACUGGAAGUCACUAAUGCCACUCAUGUAUUAUAUACAUAAGGAGCAUCAGCAUUUCCCCCUAAUGUGGUGUGCUGUGUUUUCCCCUUCUUUUUGUUUAACCUACAGUGUUGUGAAUGGUGAUGUUUCUUUAGUAAUUUUGAUUCCUUCUCUUUUAAUAAGUGAAGAUAUGUUCAAAAGAUGCCAAGGGAAUGCAAAGAAAGUACAUUUAUAUUU
Messenger RNA from Quercus robur (English oak), 2486 nucleotides. Its product is annotated as auxin transporter-like protein 1. The coding region runs from base 866 to 2287 and encodes 473 amino acids. The record is from RefSeq and is a predicted model, not a curated record. Gene Ontology annotation, cellular component: plasma membrane. NCBI's taxonomy places the organism in Eukaryota, Viridiplantae, Streptophyta, Magnoliopsida, Fagales, Fagaceae. The transcript has 9 exons.